Molecule: messenger RNA, 1701 nt
Organism: Rhineura floridana
Lineage: Eukaryota; Metazoa; Chordata; Lepidosauria; Squamata; Rhineuridae
Gene: SOX17
Product: SRY-box transcription factor 17
Exons: 2
Coding region: 182-1351 (389 amino acids)
Biological process (GO): vasculogenesis; heart development; positive regulation of transcription by RNA polymerase II
Molecular function (GO): RNA polymerase II cis-regulatory region sequence-specific DNA binding; DNA-binding transcription activator activity, RNA polymerase II-specific
Source: RefSeq, a predicted model, not a curated record
CGAGAGCCAGCUCCGACAGCCCAAGCCCCCGUCUUUAGCCAGGACUUGUGCUACAGCUUUACUUCCAACAAGCGACAGAGGCAAGGAAUACCAGCAGCCUCAACCUCCCUCCCCCCCGUUUGCCUUCUAGGGGCGCCAGGAGGGGGCAAGAAGCGGAUAGGUCCGGUGGAGCAACGUGGAAAUGAGCAGCCCCGAUGCUGGAUACGCCAGCAGCGACGACCAAGCGCAAGGACGGUGCUCGCUCCCUCCCCUCAUGAUGCAGUGUCAGUGGACAGAGUCGCUGAGCCCCCUGACAGACGGCAAGAUCAAGGGCGAGGCGGCGGCGGCGGAUCAAGUGCAGCAGGGAGGGCCGGCCCGGGCCAAAGGGGAAGCCCGCAUCCGCCGCCCCAUGAACGCCUUCAUGGUCUGGGCUAAGGACGAGCGCAAGCGGCUGGCGCAGCAGAACCCGGAUCUGCACAACGCCGAACUCAGCAAGAUGCUGGGUCAGUCGUGGCGGGCGCUGACCCAGGACGAGAAGCGACCCUUCGUGGAAGAGGCGGAGCGGCUGAGGCUGCAGCACAUGCGGGACCACCCCAACUACAAGUACCGGCCGCGGCGCAGGAAGCAGGUGAAGCGUCUCAAGCGCGGCGAUGGCGUGGCCGACGGAGGGAGCGGCUUCCUCGCAGUUCAGCAUCACCAGCAACACCAGCUGGGGCUGCCGGUAGAGGCGGGAAGUGGAGGCGGCUGCGACGGGCUGGGACUCCCCUACCCAGAGCAGUCGCCCUACGCCGGCGGAACCUUCCACUACCGGGACUGCGCGCCUCUCCCGCUGCCGACCUUAGGCGCCCAUUUCGGGAGCUACAACCUGCCCACCCCGGAGCCCGAGUCUCAGAGCGGCGCCUGCGCAGAGCCUGCAUUUUUCCCACCGCCGCCUCAACAGUCGGAGGAAGGGGGCUGCCUGUUGGGGCCCUACGGCUACCCGACGCCGCCCGGGUCCGAGUAUCCCUGCAACGGCGCCCCUGCCGGCAACAGCAGCAGCGCUAGCGUCGGGCUCUUCCGUGGCCGCUUCGGGGGUCCCUUGGCAACCUAUUCCUCCUCGCAUGCUCAGGAUGCCGCGCAGCAGCAGUCCUGCCGCCGAGGGGAUGCUGCCGUCGGCCUUGAGCACCUGCCCCCGCACGACGUGGAGCUACUGGCCGACGUGGACCGGGCCGAGUUCGAGCAGUACCUGCCCUUCGGCUGCCGGCCCGCCGAACUGGGCGCCCCCUACACGGGCCACGAAGGGUCUGAGGCUAACGCUGCCGCCGCCGCGGCCGCCGCCGCAGCUUACUACUGCGCAACUGCGGGAGGAGGCGGAGCCUAUCCGGAGCUGUGAGACUGUAGACUUGGAGGGAGGAUGGAUGGCGUGGCCUCCUUGGUUCUAUUUAUUGUAACUUAUUGACUGAAAACUUUUUAAAGACCAGUUCUGGAGACUUUGAACGGGAAGAAGAAGAAAAGACCCGCCCGAAGCCUUCGUUGCCUCUUUUUCUUCCUUGUAAUCGAAAGUCUCCAUGUUAGACAGAGCCUGUGAACUUGAAGCUGUCUUUGUGGGCAGCUCGCUCGGCGGUUUCGAACUUGCAGCGUCUUUCAAGGGGUCUUGUACAGAAUGGCGUUUGACUUCAGUACCCCAGUAAAAAGUUGACUUGGAAACAGCUUGGCAAUAAAAUAAACUCAGGUGGUUAUGGA